This is a messenger RNA of Vitis vinifera (wine grape), 3167 nucleotides long. Its product is annotated as subtilisin-like protease SBT4.15. Gene Ontology annotation, molecular function: serine-type endopeptidase activity. The transcript has 11 exons. The record is from RefSeq and is a predicted model, not a curated record. Gene Ontology annotation, biological process: proteolysis. Lineage: Eukaryota; Viridiplantae; Streptophyta; Magnoliopsida; Vitales; Vitaceae. The coding region runs from base 433 to 2667 and encodes 744 amino acids.
CUUCAUUAAAAUUUGUCCGUAGUUAGAAAAGCAAUAGAAUUUAUUAUUAUUGUUAAUGUGUGUCUUAGAGCUAGGCUUAUCAGCAUUGGUGUAAGAAACUGACGAACACCAUGCACGACGUACGGGAGGGACAGGAAGCAAGUCCUUGGUCAACUCACCUUAAUGUAUGGGAAAUUUUAUGCAUGGCGAGUGGUGGAAGAUCCAAAAUCAAAGCCACCGAAGUCUGAGUCUCAUGCUCUCAAUCACCUUGGUCAAAAUCUCUUUUUUCUCUCUCUUCACUACGUUGCGCCAGAGAGAUGGAAGGGAGAUCCAAGAUGAACUACCAUGACUGAGGCAUCGAACAGUUCCUAACUCCUCUCUCAUUCAUUUAUAAAUGGAAAGUAACAUCACUCAUAUGGCCUUCAAAGUUAAGCUCAGACUGAGAAGACAGCAAUGGAGAUUUCACACGGAUUACUUUUACUCCUCUUUAAUCUCUCUCUAUUACUUUUGGCUGAGUUAGUCAAUGGGUCCACUGACACUCAAAGAAAGCCAUAUAUCGUCUACAUGGGAGACCUUCCUAAAACUGGAGCUGUCACCGCCGCAGACCACCACAGCCUGCUUUCGGCAGUUGUCGGAAGUGACAGAAUGGCCAGAGACUCCACAAUCCACAGUUAUGGAAGGAGCUUCAAUGGUUUUGCAGCGAGGUUGUUACCACAUGAAGCAAAGAUUCUCUCUGAGAAAGAGGGUGUUGUAUCGGUGUUUCCAAACACUAUGCGCAAACUUCACACGACAAGAUCAUGGGAUUUCUUAGGAAUGCGUGAAAAGAUGAAGAAAAGGAACCCCAAAGCAGAGAUCAAUAUGGUCAUUGGUUUGCUAGAUACAGGAAUUUGGAUGGACUGCCCCAGUUUCAAAGAUAAAGGAUAUGGGCCCCCCCCAACCAAGUGGAAGGGCAAAUGUAGCAACUCCUCAGGCUUCACUGGAUGUAACAACAAGGUCAUCGGUGCAAAGUACUAUGAUCUGGACCACCAACCCGGUAUGUUGGGUAAAGAUGACAUACUAUCACCGGUCGACACGGAUGGGCAUGGCACACACACGGCCUCCACAGCUGCUGGAAUAGUAGUAAAAAAUGCCAGCUUGUUUGGCGUAGGUAAAGGGACAGCCCGAGGAGGGGUGCCAUUAGCACGUAUCGCCAUGUAUAAAGUAUGUUGGUAUACUGGCUGCUCUGACAUGAAUCUCCUAGCGGGGUUUGAUGAUGCCAUUGCGGAUGGGGUUGAUGUGUUAUCGGUGUCCAUUGGGGGAACUGUUGGACCAUUUUUUGAAGACCCCAUAGCCAUUGGAGCUUUUCAUGCCAUGAGAAGGGGAGUCCUCGUAUCUAGCUCGGCUGGGAAUGAUGGGCCUUUGGAAGCAACCGUCCAGAACGUUGCGCCCUGGAUACUGACUGUAGGUGCUACUGGUCUUGACAGGGAGUUCCGGAGUCAAGUCAAGUUGGGCAAUGGCAUGAAAGCUUCUGGAGUUUCAGUGAACACAUUUUCACCAAGGAAAAAAAUGUACCCUCUAACUAGUGGAACCUUAGCAUCCAAUUCCAGUGGAGCAUACUGGGGAAAUGUCAGUGCUUGUGACUGGGCUAGUUUAAUCCCAGAGGAGGUGAAGGGAAAGAUUGUGUACUGCAUGGGAAAUAGAGGUCAAGAUUUCAACAUCAGGGACCUUGGUGGGAUCGGCACAAUCAUGUCGCUUGAUGAGCCAACAGACAUUGGCUUUACCUUUGUCAUCCCAUCAACCUUUGUCACCAGCGAGGAAGGAAGAAAGAUAGACAAAUAUAUCAACUCUACCAAAAAGGCUCAGGCAGUUAUAUACAAGUCAAAAGCUUUUAAAAUAGCUGCCCCAUUCGUGAGUUCUUUCUCAUCUAGGGGACCCCAAGAUCUCAGUCCCAACAUCCUCAAGCCUGAUAUUGUUGCACCGGGGCUGGACAUAUUAGCUGGUUACUCAAAGCUAGCACCUAUAUCAGGGGAUCCAGAGGACAGGCGGUUUGCAAAUUUCAACAUUUUAACGGGAACAUCUAUGUCUUGCCCUCAUGUAGCAGCUGCUGCUGCGUAUGUUAAAUCCUUCCACCCGAAAUGGUCACCAGCUGCAAUCAAGUCUGCACUCAUGACCACAGCCACAACUCUGAAGAUCAAGGACAAUGCACUAGGAUCAGGCUCCGGUCAAUUAAACCCAAGAAUCGCAGUGCACCCUGGCCUAGUCUACGACAUCCCCACAAGUGGAUACAUCCGUUUCCUGUGCAAGGAAGGCUAUAAUAGCACAACCAUCGGUCUACUCACAGGUGGAAAGCAGAAAUACAAGUGCUCCAAUUUCAGGCCUGCACUGGGAUCAGAUGGUCUCAACUAUCCUUCCAUGCAUCUCCAAAUUAAGGACCCAACGGCUAGAUUCUCAGCAGUCUUCUAUCGAACAGUAACCAGUGUAGGGCAUGGAGCCUCUGUGUACAAGGCAACUGUGAAAGCAACCAAGGGUCUUUCAGUUAGAGUUGUUCCCAAUACUUUGUCAUUUCAAAAGGCGCAUCAGCGGAGGUCUUUCAAGAUUGUGUUGAAGGGAAAGCCUAACAACUCUCGGAUUCAAUCAGCAUUUCUGGAAUGGAGUGACUCUAAGCACAAAGUCAAGAGUCCUAUCCUCGUUUACCGGCAGUCAAUUUAGCUAAUAUUUUGGUUUCUAAGGUUUUCCUCCUGAUAGUUUGAUCAUUACCAACAGAUUAUGUAGCCUUCAAUUUAGCAUUCUUUUGGCCAUUUCCCAUUCUUCCUAUAUUGUAAUUUAAUCUUUGAUUUCUUAAAAUAAUCUCUUCCGGUGCCAGACUAUUCCCAUAUUCAAUAAGCCAAAUCGUCACACAAAAUGUCCAUGCAUCCAAGAUAUCAAAAAUCAUUACUAUAUAUUUAAUUCAUGAUAGUAAAUUGUAACACUUUCGUUAACACACUGAAAAAUUAUCAAAAAACAAUAACCCAAAAAAUCAGCAAUAGGUGUGCUAAUCUCAAAUUUAUGGUUCUAGAACAAUAAAGAAGACACCACUCACUAGAGGUUUGAACUGAUCCAAUCCAUAUUUCCACCCCUUACCAGAGUUUUGCCAAAGCAUUGGGAACUGAUCCAAGAGAUUAUAAUCAUAGCUCUUAGCCCAGACAUGGUUUAUCAUGCAAUGGAACUGU